Messenger RNA from Naegleria lovaniensis, 3009 nucleotides. RefSeq lists its product as uncharacterized. The transcript has a single exon. The coding region runs from base 1 to 3009 and encodes 1002 amino acids. NCBI's taxonomy places the organism in Eukaryota, Heterolobosea, Eutetramitea, Acrasida, Naegleriidae. Gene Ontology annotation, molecular function: protein binding. The record is from RefSeq and is a predicted model, not a curated record.
AUGGCUGCACAACCGAUUGCAUUGAUCGAUCUCACCGAUUUCUAUGCAAACACAUUCACGAGUCAUGAUGAUCUUGGUUGGACCCUUUUUAACCAAGAAUUGCCAGAUGAUAUGGUAUUUCAUAUCUUACAAUUUCUCGAAUCCGAAUUUAUCAUUCGUGUCUGUAUGAAAGUAUCGACUCAAUGGUAUCGAAAAUCAUUGGAAAUUCCUCUCUCACUCAAUUUCUCAAAUUGGACAAGUAGAAUCAUUGCUGAUAGCAACAUGAUGGAACAGCAGAUAUCAGUGGCCCUAGAUCAACAAACUCUAGAUGACACAACAUUAACGACGACUACUUGUUCCACCGAUUCCAGUAAUAUUGAAAAUGAGAGGAAUAUCAACACCUCGUUGACGACAACAAGUGAAAGUAGUCAUUCCUCUUUAAAAGAUGAAAUUCUCUCAAUGGAUCAAUAUAUUCUAUUAUUCUCUAAUUGCCCCAAUUUGAAGAAUUUAACAUCUCUAAAUGUAUCUAAUUGCAAACUGAAAACAGAAACUCUUCAGGCACUAUUGACCUCAGAAAAUGUAUGGAAUCUUUCGUAUCUGAAUUUGAGUGAUAACGAUAUUAACAUGGACAUUGCAACCACCAUUUCCAAAUAUGGACGUCAUUUUAAACAAUUGACUCAUUUAAAUCUUGCAAAUUGUGGUUUCAAACCAAAAACACUCAAAUUAAUAAUGCAUAGUCCAUUCGUACGGAAUGUAAAGUCUAUUCAAUUAACUGGAAAUACAACAGUCAAAAAGAUUGCUAAAAUUCUCUCGACAAGUAAAUGCCAAGAACAGCUGGUGGAAUUGAAUAUUGGACGUAUUUGUAUUUACAGUGAAGGUGUAAAACGUAUCAUUGAAACAUUGAAUCAUAUCCAAUCGUUAAAUCUCCACUCGUGUUACAUUCGAGAUCAAGGACUCAAAAUACUUGCUUCAAGUCCGCAACUCAAACAUUUAACUCUUCUCAAUUGUGAUGGUAAUCUCAUUUCUGAUGAAGGUGUUAAGGCUAUUGCUACCAGUGAUUACAUGAAAAAUUUAAAAACACUCGAAUUGGAAUCGAAUACGAUUGGAAAUGAAGGUGUAGAAUAUAUCGCUUCGAGUCCAUUCAUGACCAAUUUAACAUUUUUAAAUUUACAAAGUAAUUAUAGAAUUACAGAGAUGGGAUUAAAAACAUUGAUUCAAAGUGACAAGUUGAAAAAUUUGAUACAACUCCAUGUACCAGCACAAGGAAAAGAUGUACUCAUGAUUGAUUCAACACUCUCACAAUUACCAAAAUUAGACUUGUCCAAAUGUAGUUUUUCAACAAGUGCAUUUUACAAUGCAGCUUACAAAUGCUACAAUGGAGGAGAUGGUAUCUUGCAAGAUUAUUCAAAAGCAUUUAAAUAUUUUGAAUUAUCAGCACUCAAAGAAGGUGAUAGAGAUGCCUAUUACUUUUUAGGAAUGAUGAGUCUUCGUGGAAAUGUAAAACCACAAAAUACCACAAAAGGAAUUGAGUAUUUAGAACAAGCAUCCAAAUUGGGAGAUGUUGAUGCAGUUUUAGAAUUGGGUCAACUCUAUGUUUCGGGUGUACUUGUACCACAAGAUUCGCAAAAAGCCUUUCAAUAUUUUGAAAAGGCAGCACGAGAUCAUAAUGCUUCAGCUCUCAUCAAAUUAGCCUACAUCUAUUACUUGGGAAAUGGAACUCGACAGAAUUUAAAAAAAGCUCACGAAUAUUAUGAAUUGGCAGCCAAACAGAAUGCACCUGUAGCAUAUUUAUCGUUGGGAUUUUUAUAUUUCAAUGGAUUGGGUGUUGAGAGAAAUGAACGGCAAGCACUCGAAUAUUAUGAAUUGGCUGCAAAACAACGUCAUGAUCUCACUUUAACAAAACUUGGAGUCAUGUAUUUGAAAGGACAACAUGUACCUUUGAAUUUACAACAGAGUGUACAACAACCUUUGAGUUUACAACAGAGUGUACAACAACAACAACAACAACAAGGGUUGAUCAAUCAUGGUGAUGAGAGUUGUUUUCGUACUAGCAGUACUAGUAGUAGUAGUGAUAUUGAUAGUGGUACUAAUAAUAAGGAUCAGUAUGCAACGAGUGGUGGUAGUAGUUUUAAUAACAACAGUAGCACUACUGGUCAGUAUUCGGUUACGGAUCAUGGUAGUAGUGAUGUGGACAGUUCAUUACAUGAAAAUUGUGUAUCACCACAACUAAAGGAACGAGGACUUGCCUAUUUGAGAGAGUGUGCUUCCCGUCGUUACACAUGUGCCUUAAGAGAAUUGGCAUUCAUGUACUUGUUUGGACUCUAUGGAAUGGAAAGAAAUGAUAAACAUGCCAUGAACUACUUGUUGGAAGGAGUAAACAAGCAUGAUAAGGAAGUUCUCAUGUUACUAGGUCUCAUGUACUAUUGUGGUUAUUCAGGAUUGAAAUAUGUUCAUAAAGAAGAGAAUGGUGAGAAUGGUGAAGAGAAUAGAGAGUACAAUGAUGAUACCAUAGGGAGAAGUAGCAAUAGUAGUAGUAGCGGUAUCCUUAAUACUAUUAAUAAUAGCAAUAACAGUACUGACAGUAGAAUAGUAUUGGAUAAUACCAACUGUAGUGUUGAAAAAGAACAUUCUCAUCAUAGUACUAGGCAUGAUCCUCAAUUAGCUUCCAUCACACAUUGUGUAAAAUAUUUGAAACUAGCACAUGUAUUGGAUCAUGAAGAGAUUCAAGAAAGUACCACUCGGAAAGAUCUUAAAGUCCUCUUGCAACAUGCGCUCACUCAACCUUCUAAAAUGAUUCAUUACAAUUCAGAAUGUACUUCAUGUCGACGAUUAGCAUUUACUGGAAGAUUUCGAUAUUCAUGCAAUAACUGUCUCCAAUAUAUUCUCUGUGAGAAUUGUUAUCAUUCCAAUAAGAAUGGAGCAAGAGAUGGUCAUUUCCAUGGAAUGAAUCAUCAUUUUAUAGAAGAGCAAGCACCUAUUCAUGUCAUGUGUAAAUUCUUGCAUUUAUUUGAAGAGAGUGAAAAGUUGUAA